AGUUAUUGCGGCUACUUACGUUAAAAUGUUUCUUUUACUACACAAUGACAAGUCUCCUUCACAGAAACUGGACAUUUGGACCCUGAAUGUCCCACCUGGUCAGAUUCUGAUGAAACUAGAUGACAUCAUGCAGGUUCUAGACAUACAACAUACACAGGGACCAUUUUUAGUUUGCCUACUUUUGACACCUACCAAUUCAAAAUAUACUUUUAUAAAUAUAUAUUAUUUGCUAUAUUUUCACUGGAGAAUUCAAUUUAGUGUUUAUAUUUGGCAGUAAGAAAAAAACAGUAUUUCAAUUCCAUUCUUAAACUUUCAAGUUGCUUUUGAAACAGUCAGACCUAAAAUUACAUAGAAGAAAUAUUAUUUUAAUUAUGGUAAAAUGAUCAAUAUCAUCAAAUAUAUCAUUACAAUAUUGUCAUGGUGCCACAGCUCCGGGUGGAUAACUCCCCGGUCUUAUUUAAAAGGAGUCAUAUAUUAACAAUAAACACUGACAAGCCUCUUUGGAACACACGGUAAAUCUCGCAGUAGUUCACGGUGUCAACGAAGAGCCACGUCAAGGUGGCCAUGACACCGGAAGAUGUAAGGUACUACCUUCAAAAUAAAGAUUUUCAAACUGCGAACGCUGCUUUUUGAUGGGGUAUACGGAGUAUUGUGCGUGCAUGCCGCAUUGAGAAGGACAUUAUAAUAUGCUUUAUUACUUGCCUGCCUUAAUUUUUAAUGCACUAAUAAAAUUCUUCGUGCGCUUUAAAGUAAGUUAUCGUUUAAUUUUGAAGGGCACACACCGGAUACACGUUGUUAGGCCGUAAGUAACUUGACACCAGCGCUACCGCCUAGCACCCCGACCCCCGGCUGAGAAUCACCGCUCCCUCGACGCGGAGAGCUUCACCAAUGGGAACCACCGGGCCGGUCAGGCCCCGCCCCCCCCGGCUCCCGGCGCCAGAGCCCAGUCCGAGCACAGCGCCAUCGUCAGCUCCAUCGAGAGGGACCUCCAGGACAUCAUGGACUCGCUAGCGAUGGACGACCCCCAGCCGUCAAAGCCCCCCUCGCGCUCGUCCCCCUUGUCGCCCGUGCUCAACGGCGGGGGGCGGUACCCGCUGUCCCCGCCCGCCAGCCCCGGGGCCAUGUCCGUGGGGUCCAGCUACGAGAACGCGUCCCCCCCCUUCUCGCCGCUGUCCUCGCCUUCGGGGGCCAGCAGCGGCGGGUUCACCAGCCCGUCCCCCGGCGGCCCCCAGGACGCGAGCUCGUCUCAGCCGCCGGUGCCUCUGCGCUCCUCCAGCUACAACUUCACGGCCCAGCCUCCGCCCCCCCAGCCGCGGAGCGCCGGGGGGGGCCUGAAGGUCCAAGAGAGCCCCAGGCUGCAGAGGAGGGUCUUGAAAGAGGCCCCUCAGAGCCCCAAGCCGGGCCGCAGGGGCCUCGGACACGAGGGGCAUGAGGGGCCCGAGAGCCCCCGGCUGCUGUCCUCCAGCGAGUCUCUGAGCAGCCCCCGCCCCGCCCUCAGGUUCCCCGCCUGCCCGUCCCCCCCCGGUCCCAGGACCAGGACCGCCACGGGGCUCCAGGAGAGGCCGGCCAGCCCCUUCAGGGACUGGACCGACGGCCCCCCCGGGCAGCCCUCCCACCCCUCCAGGGCCUUCCAGCCCCCCCUGGACCCCAUCGUCCACAUCAUCCAGGGAUCUCCGCUCCAGCAGCAGCCCCCCCGCCUGCUGCAGCCCCCCGAGAGCCCCCGCACGCCCCGCAGGAACACAGAGCUGAACGGCGGCGGCAUGAGGGAGCUGCCCCCCCUCAGCCCCUCCAUGGCCCGGAGGGGGGUCCCGGCAGCGCUCCCCACCCUGAGGACACCGGACAGUCCCUCCGGUUUGGGCAGGCUGCUGAUCCCAGAGAGCCCCAGGCUCCGGCGCCGGGCCGCCUCCGCCUCCGAGGAGCCGGUGGGGGGGGGGAGGGUGGUCCUCGCACGCAGCCCGUCCCCGACGGUGGAGGUCGGCGGGGGGGGCGGAGCCCGCAAGGCCAGCCUGGGGAAUUCCCUGUCGCCCGCCUACAGCCUGGGCUCGCUGCCCGGCUCCUCGCCCGCGGCGAGCCCCCGCAGCCGCAGGAAGGCGUCCGGCGGGAGGCCCCACCCCCCCAUGAGGGAGAGGAAGAACAGCAUCUCCGAGAUCAGCGACAACGAGGACGAGCUGCUGGAGUACCACCGGCGGCAGAGGGAGGAGCGGCUCCGGGAGCAGGAGAUGGAGAGGCUGGAGAGACAGCGCUUGGAGACGAUCCUCCACCUGUGUGCAGAGUACAACAAGGUGGAGACCCCCUGCGACUCGCUGCCCUCCGGCAGGAUGGCUUUCCCUGGCGGGCCGGCCAAUGAAAACGCCAUUGGAGGCUCCGCCUCCUCCACGGCCGCAGGACUGCACCUCCUGCAGAAACAGCGGGAGAGCGAUGAGGAGAACCUGAAGGAGGAGUGCAGCAGCACGGAGAGCACCCAUCAGGAGGUGAGGACGUCGGUGCUCAAAGACGGACAGCAGGAGGACUCCUCCGGUCUGGAGCUGAGCUUCGUGGAGGAGGAGCGCGUUCGGGUCCUCGCUCGGAUCGACGAGCUCAAGAGCCGACUGACGGAGCUGGAGCAGCAACUCCAGGAGUCCAAGCAAGAGGCGGAGAUGGAGCGUGCCUUGCUCCAGGGCGAGAGGCAGGCGGAGCUCGACCAAAUCGAGGCCGAAACCGACAUCAUCACCCAGCUGCAGCGCAAGCUGGACGAGCUGGAGAGCGCCAUCCAGAGGGAGAAGGACAAGGAGAGGGCAAAUGUUGAGGCCGAGCGCCGGGCCCUACGGGGCCUCCAGGAGGUCUACGCUGAGUUGGAGAACCAGCUGCAUAACUGUCCUGAGUCCCUGCGGGAACAGUUGCAGGAACAGCUCAAAAGGGACGGAGACGCCUUGGAAACAGGAACCAAGAAGUUUGAGGACCUGGAGUUCCAGCAGCUGGAGAGAGAGAGCAGCCUGGAGGAGGAGCGAGAGACCAUCAGCCAGCAGCUGCUGCAGGAGAGGGUCGAGUACCACGGCAGCGUGGCCCGCAGGAAGGAGAAGGUGUCUGCUCUGGAGAACCAGGCCGGCCAGCUGGGCCUUCAGGCCUCUCAGGAGUACGAGCGGCUGGCUGCAGACCGCGGCCUCACGCUGCAGAUGCUCCUCAAGGAGAAGGAGCGGCUCUCGGCCCUGGAGAAGAGGUACCACGGCCUGACGGGGGGGAGGAGCUUCCCCAAGUCCUCCACUGCCAUGAGAGAGGAGUACGUGAUGGUGGGAGAGUUGAAUCAGAUGUACGGGAUGCCGAAGGUGGAGUCGUCCCCAACGUCUCCGCUACGCCAGCCCCUGCCGUCCGGAGUGGGAGACCCCGUCUUCUGCCACCUCCCCUCCGCCCACGGCUCCUCCCUCUCUCUGUUGAUGGAGUACCCGUCUGAGGGCUGUAGGCCCCCCCUCCCCAAGCUAGACUUAGAGCAGUGGUACCAGGAGCUGAUGUCCGACUCCGGUCCGCUCGGCCCCCCCUCCCUGCCGGCCAAGGCGCUGUCGGGUCGCAGGGCCGCGCUGCAGGUGUUCCGCUCCAAGCUGGACAGCGAUCCGGGCCCCCCCCUCCAGCAGCCCCGCUCUGGCUCCGCCUUGCCUCUUCAGCAGGGAGCAGCGACGCUGGGACGCAACUUCAGCUCCAAGAGCCCCCUGCUGGCAGCCAACAGCACCGGCAGCCUCCCCAGGAACCUGGCAGCCACGCUGCAGGACAUCGAGGCCAAGAGGCAGAUCGCCCUGCAGCAGAAGGGUCACCAGGUGAUCGAGGAGCAGCGGCGCCGUCUGGCUGAGCUCAAGCAGCGAGCGGCGGUGGAGGCCCAGUGUCAGUGGGAGGCGCUCAGAGGCUCUCAGUCCCAUCUGGUGGCCCCCACCUCGCCGCCCUCCUACUCCGCCGCCUACGCCUUUGGCCCCCCACCCCUAGUCCACCACUCCAUCCUGCACCACCAGCCGCCGGCGGCCGGUGAGCAGCCAUACGACACGCUGAGCCUGGAGAGCUCAGACAGCAUGGACACCAGCGUGUCCACAGGGAACAACUCGGCCUGCUCCCCCGACUACACGCCCAGUGUUGGAGGAUCGGACGCCAUGAAGAUCGAGGAGAUGGAGAAGAUGCUGCGGGAGGCGCAGAUGGAGAAGGCCCGGCUCAUUGAGUCCCGGGAGCGAGACACGGCGGCUCGCCGUCUGAUGCUGGAGGAGGAGCGGCGGAGGAGGGAGGACGCGGAGAAGAGGCUGCAGGAGGAGACCUCCCAUCGCCAGCAGCUGGUGGAGAAGGAGGUGAAGAUGAGAGCCAAGAACUUCUCCCAGGCCCGUCCCAUGACGCGCUACCUGCCCAUCAGGAAGGAGGAGUUCGACCUGCGCUCCCACGUUGAGUCGUCGGGUCACAGCGUGGAGACCUGCUACCACGUCCUCCUCAGCGAGAAGCUGUGUCGGGGCUACCUGGUGAAGAUGGGGGGCAAGAUCAAGUCCUGGAAGAAGCGCUGGUUCGUGUUCGACCGCCUCAAGAGGACCUUCUCCUACUACGUCGACAAACACGAGUCCAAGCUGAAGGGGGUCAUCUACUUCCAGGCCAUAGAGGAGGUCUACUACGAUCACCUCCGCAGCGCCACCAAGAGCCCAAACCCCUCCCUGACCUUCUGCGUGAAGACCCAUGACCGGCUCUACUACAUGGUGGCGCCCGCCGCCGACGCCAUGCGUAUCUGGAUGGACGUGAUCGUCACCGGAGCCGAGGGCUACACGCAGUUCAUGAACUGACCGACGACCCCCCCCCCCCCCCCCCCACACACACACACACACACACACACAGCGCCUUUAUUUUGUUACGGUUACUUUCUUUACUUUUCAAAUGUCACACUUUUUGCCUCCACAUUUUCUAUGUGAUUCAUCUUGGGUUGAAAAAGGGAGACGACACACGUCUGUAAAUAAACCAAAUGUAUAACUGUCAAAGACUGUAAAAAGCCUUUCUAUAUUUGCCAAAUUGAGAUCUUUUAGUCACUGUUUGUUGAACCUUAUUAUAUUAUUUCUUUUUUUUUUUACUUAAUAGAGGAUAUUGCCAAAUGACAUAAUGCCAAUGUGUAGUUUUGACUGUUAAGUUCAGAUAGUUUCAAUCAAAAGGUUGAGAGACGUGUGAGAAGCAGAAGGUCAGAUCUCCACCACGCUGACGUCAGCGCUUUGUUACACAAUGAAACACUUAUGAAGCACCUUUUUGGGGAAAGAAAUCUGAUCCAAAGUAGUUAAAGCUUCUGUCGAAUGGGUCCCUCCCAGUAACCCUGAACCCCUCUAGCAUAAUGUUAGCAUUAUGCUAAUCACGCGGCCUGAACGCUAGCUAUUCUCGCUUAUCACUAUUAAAUUGUAUUUUGUCUUUAAACCGUACAGAACUUCUUCUGGAGAAGCGUUCCUCCAGUUUAGCGACUACAAACAUCUGUGGUCUAAGGAGCAGCUACGGAAUUGUUUCUCCUCCUUGGUUUAAGUGGGACAAAGUCUUUGUGCUAAGCUAGGCUUGGCUAGCAAAUCAAUUUCAUCAAUGAACAAGUAGUCGGCUUCACAGAGAGCCACAAACGGGCUGAACUCUUACAGGCCACGUGACUCUGAUCCUUCAACAACCUCAUGUUCCUGUGAUGGAAAAGCAGCUUCGAAAUUACGACAUGAUAAAACGCUUGUUUUCUGAAUGAAGCAUAAACAGGUCAAUGCUAGGCUACGCUAACGUGGCAACUCCAUUAAAUAAAAUAAGAUGUUUCUCAAAGUCCUAAUUUUGAUGUAAAAAAAAUGAUGCCUACAGCUGUGGAAGUUUGGUAUAAUAUACAUUGAGUUAAAGGUGGUCGAUGGAUGUGACCCCCCCACUGUGUGACCUGCAGGUAUCGAUCCAUCGGUCUGGAGCUGUGAUUCUGAGCAUGUGGAAGUGUGUUGCUACAGUAAUUAUUAUUAUUUAUGGUUGUGGUGCCUGAGAUAGUGACAUGUUUACUUCUUAAAAAAAUAAAACAA
Messenger RNA from Pungitius pungitius (ninespine stickleback), 6002 nucleotides. RefSeq names its product pleckstrin homology-like domain, family B, member 1b (gene phldb1b). The transcript is spliced from 19 exons. Gene Ontology annotation, biological process: regulation of microtubule cytoskeleton organization. NCBI's taxonomy places the organism in Eukaryota, Metazoa, Chordata, Actinopteri, Perciformes, Gasterosteidae. Gene Ontology annotation, cellular component: basal cortex. Bases 999 to 4775 code for a protein of 1258 amino acids. Gene Ontology annotation, molecular function: protein binding. The record is from RefSeq and is a predicted model, not a curated record.